Aplysia californica (California sea hare) is the source of this 2918-nucleotide messenger RNA. RefSeq lists its product as uncharacterized. Lineage: Eukaryota; Metazoa; Mollusca; Gastropoda; Aplysiida; Aplysiidae. The record is from RefSeq and is a predicted model, not a curated record.
AGUCUGACGCCAUGUUUGAGGCCCGCACAAAGGAGCCCCGACUCAUCAUGAUGAAGUCCACCAGCCAGCCAGAGGUCAUGAAGACGAUGUCGUCUCCACUUGUAACUUCCAGCCCGAAUGGCAGUGUGCAUGCCCCGGGUUCCUACCUCUCUAGAGUUCAAGCUAAUCUAGGUACCUCGUCGCAGAAAAGAACUGAACACGAUAACAUUUCACUUUCCUCCGGCUCUGGAGGUAACACACAUGUUUCUAGAUCUUUCGAAGCCGGUUCUACCCUGCCGAUAAACGCCGAGCUCACUGUGCAUGUCGAACUGAAGUCCAAAGAUUUUUCAAACUCUGUUGCAACAAAUGGAGGCAUCACAGCUCUGCCUUCGCCUUCUCUGUCGCCCAGGAUUGAUCUGACUAAGACUGGUAUCUCAAAAGUCGAUGAUGAUAUCCCCGAUCAUGUGUGGAUGCAAGCGUAUCAUAGACAACGACAGAAUCUGAACAAUCAGCACAUGCAACAGCAGUUUGAAAUGGACCCACAGCGUACUGUGAAUGCUGACAGUGUUACAAAGCAACUUUCCUCAAUGGGGGGAACGCAAUCCAACUGGAUUCUGAGAGCCACGCCCAUCUAUCGAAGCGGGGCCAACGAGGAGAACGCGUCUCCCACGGAGGUUGUGAUGUCACCCAUACAGAAACAGCCUCUCGUCCAGACAUCUUCACUGACAACAGGCAGCGAUGGCUCCAUCAUUGUACCCGCUGACAAAAACUUUAAUGUCGGAGGCGAAUUAGAAGGUUACCGGAUGUACAAAGGCAGGGCUUACAAUGUGGACCAGUCUUUUGGCAGUGCGCACCCAUCAUCUCCUGCCAUCUCAGAUUCCCCUCGGGUUACUAAGUCAAGUCAAAAUAACACACUAGGUCGAAAAAUACCCCCGAGCCCUACUUUCCCCACCAAGCUGCUUCAACACGACGCGAGGCACGUUAAACACAAUGGCGUGAUACCAUCAAGCCCCAAGAGCCACCAUCCGCGCCAUCAGCAUCCACAGCACCAUCAUCAACAUCAUAACCUGUCGCAGCAACAGCAACAGUUGUUUCAGCAAAACACUUCUCCGCUAAAAGAGCAGAUAUUCAGAGACCAUUUCCGACAGUUGCAAGAGUCAAAGUUCCAAACAGCACCUCUAAAGUCUCCAGAUUCUCCACAGUCAAAGCACAUGUCAAGGCCGUGGUGGAAAAACCAAAAACUCAAAGAUGAUUGGUCCAAACCGCGAGUUGUCACGUGUUCCGCUUCCUUGACAGGCAAGCCCCGCCCAGCGUCACAGAGAUCCCAGAAACCUACUCCCUUGGUACUGACGCUGCACGGUAACAGAGGCGACCCCCCGAGCCCCGCCUCCCCAUCACGUUCUGCAGCUGGCAGUGGCCACCACUCCCCUCGACGCAGAGACACACACAGUCCUUCCGUCUACCGAUUGGAUCCAAGAGCUGGACUCAAGCCUCGCUCCAGAAGCGCUUCUCCACAACCUCCGCCGAAAUCCAUUCUGAAGAACAACUCCAACACAAGCACCCACGACAGACUAGGGUCGAACUCUUCAUCAAACGCAAUUACCUCGUACAUAGACAGCCCAACAGACAAUCUAUUAACACCAGAUUCGACUCUCUCUUCCGAAGACCAUUUACUCCCAUUUACGUCAGUCAAAUCGCCUCCCUUGAGGAAGAAAGGUGCUAGUUUCUCUCUGCAGUCCAAGCCGUCAAUUUCAAGGCGUUCUCAGAGUGCCAGUGCUGGGGGUCGGGGGUCACCCCCACACAGAUAUGACCUUGCCUCUAACGGGUCCAGGGAACCAAAGAGAAAGUCAGUGACCUUCAACCAGCAGGUACGGCUUCACCUAGGAGGUCACGUGUCCACAGUACAGGCACUUGCAGUGGAUGCAUAAAAAAAAUCAUCAAAAAUCUUCUUUUUUUUUGGUAACGAUUACAAAUGUAUUAUGUUUCCUGUGGCAUGUUAUAUAAUUUAGGAAGCGGGUUGUUUCGAUCCUGUCAGUUAGAACCAAUCCCAGAUGUGUUGAUAAUGAUCUGAUAAUGUGCAUGCAACCUUGAUUUUAACAUCGUAAUCUAGAUCUGCGUUAGACAAUGGGGGCCCAAGGGUCGUGUUACUCUUGAGGAGAAAAUAUGGAAAUCAGUUUUAACACGGGUUAUUAUCGUGCAUUUAAUCGACGCCCUUGUAUUAAGUGUAAAUUGUGUGUCAAACGUUGAUAUAAUAUCCCAUUAUCUGUUGCUCAUCUUCUUUCUGGACACACACACACAAACACACACACACACACACACACACACACACACACACACACACACACACACACACACACACACACACACACACAUAUAUAUAGAGAGAGAACAGAUGGAUAUCUAUUAAAGACCAGAAUAGUAUAUAUUGGUCUAUUUCUAGAGCAUGGGGUCAAAGAAGUGAAUGGUGAGCCAUGGUCGCCAGUCUUGUUUCAGAUUUGGCACUUUUUGAUGAUGCUAUCAUCUGAGAAUAUAGAGACAAGUUAUGUAAUAACCGGUCAAAUUAUGAAGAGCUGAAAUUAAACACUUAUUAUACUGUCGAAUCAACCUAAUCGGUGAUCUUUUCAUGUGGUCACCUGUACUAACAGCCACUGUUCAUAGCGGCCACUGUCCAACGCAGCCUCGGUCAGGUCAUUUUCUUGACAAGUCGGCCUUAAAGCUAGCUCAUAGUGGUCCCUUGCAACAAAAGUUUUCUGCCAGCCCGUCCUUUGAUUAUACCUUUUAUCAAUACAAAAGAACUCUGUGAUAGAUAAUACUCUUGACAGAAAUGACAUGGAAAGACAAAAUUAAGAUUUCAGAUUGUGAAACUAGAUGUUUACUUUUUUUUAAAAUGGUGAAAUGGUAUGGGUUUAACGCCCCUAUCAACACUAUUAGGUUAUUUA